Cynoglossus semilaevis (tongue sole) is the source of this 4798-nucleotide messenger RNA. RefSeq names its product PR domain containing 15 (gene prdm15). Gene Ontology annotation, molecular function: DNA-binding transcription factor activity; RNA polymerase II cis-regulatory region sequence-specific DNA binding; protein binding. Lineage: Eukaryota; Metazoa; Chordata; Actinopteri; Pleuronectiformes; Cynoglossidae. Bases 277 to 3654 code for a protein of 1125 amino acids. The record is from RefSeq and is a predicted model, not a curated record. Gene Ontology annotation, biological process: regulation of transcription by RNA polymerase II. The transcript is spliced from 25 exons.
CAAACAGUUCCUCUUCCGUUGAGUGAAAAUGGUUGUUUUGAUUGUGUUGGUUUUGUUUCCCUGAUGAAAUCGAGAAAAUUAUGAAUUUUCCAAAAUACACAGCCUGGAUUAAAUCACUGACAACCACGACGCUGUCAUUCUGUACUGAAAGAGCCUACAUUCCCCAUCGUGCACCGGGAGCAUCUCGUUUCCGGUCCUGCGCCGUUUUUGGAGCGGAUUGGAACCCGGAGUCAGGAUUCGCUAAAUGAGGGGUCUUCUGCAGGAAAGGUGGGAAUAAUGGCUGAGCAAACACCAGAUGAGUUCAUCUGGUGCGAGGACUGUGGUCAGUACCAUGACUGUGAAUGUCCUGAACUGGGACCACUGGUGACGGUCCAGGACUCCUUUGUCCUCAGUAGAGCUCGGUCGUCUUUACCAAACAGCCUCGAGAUCAGAGAGGUGGCAGACGGCCAAGAGGGUGUGUUUGUCUUGCGGCGGCUGGUCAAGAGGACGCGGUUUGGACCCUUUGAGGCUAAAAGGGUCCAUCACUUAAAAAAGGAAGGGCUGUUUCCCCUGAAGAUCUUCCAGAAAGAUGGUCUAGUGGUGUGUUUUGACUGCAGCAGUGAGGAGGACUGCAACUGGAUGAUGCUGGUGCGGCCGGCGACUGACCAUAGACACCAGAAUCUAACUGCCUACCAGCAGGACGAUGACGUGUACUUCAACACCUCGCAGGAAGUGCUUCCUGGGGCAGAACUUAGGGUCUGGUAUGGAGCCUUCUAUGCCAAGAAGAUGGAGAAGCCUGUGCUGAAGCCUCCACUUCCACCACCCCUUUCAUCAGAUGUCAUGCCUUCACCGCCUCAAACAACGACACCUGACAAAAGUGAAGCUCACGUCAUCACAGCAAACGAAGAGGCUGACGCAGGCAUCAUCCAGAGUCAACUUGACGAGGUGAAGACACUGAGCUCGCUUCCAGUCGACCAGCUCUUGCCUUUAGAAGAGAACCUGCCUUGUCCAGUUGAAGAUGAGGAAGAAGAAGAAGAAGAGGAGGAGGAGGAAGAAGAAGAAGAGGAGGAGGAGGAGGAGGAAGAAAACAGCGUCCCUGCAGCUCAUCCUCAGCCCAAGAGGGCACAUGGCCAAGGUGGAAGGAGAGCCAAGGGACGCAAGCACAGAGCCAACACAAGCAAAAACAAAGAUGUCAAGCCCCUGUUGGAGACCUCGGAGCUGGCGGCAGCAGCAGAGAGUGCAGCAGAGAGCGGGGACGUCUUCAGAAGUCACAAAGUCCGAGAGCACAAGAGAGUGUACCGCUGCACCCUCUGCAACAAGGUCUUUCAGAACAGCAGCAACCUCAACAGACACAUCAGAUCUCAUGGAGACAAGCUGUUCAAAUGUGACGAAUGUGACAAGUUGUUCAGUCGUAAAGAAAGUCUGAAGCAGCACAUCUCCUACAAGCACAGCAAAAAUGCACCCGACCACGAGUACAAAUACAAAUGCAACACUUGCGAGAAAUCCUUUCGUCUGGAAAAUGCCUUAAAGUUCCACAACUGUCGAACAGAUGACAAGACGUUCCAGUGCGACAUCUGCUCACGGUUCUUCUCCACCAACAGCAACCUCUCCAAGCACAAAAAGAAGCACGGCGAGAAGCUCUACUCCUGUGAAAUCUGCAACAAGAUGUUUUAUCGCAAAGAUGUGAUGCAGGAACACCACAGGAGACACGGGUUGGGAACAAAGCACAUGAAACGAGAGGAGCUGGAAGUCAAUGGAGAAGAAGCCACCAAGUACAGGAAGGAGCCGUCACCGUGUCCCAUCUGUGGUAAGGUGUUCUCCUGCAGGAGCAACAUGAACAAGCAUCUGUUGACUCACGGUGAUAAGAAGUACACCUGUGAGAUCUGCGGCCGCAAGUUCUUCCGCGUGGACGUUCUUCGAGAUCACAUUCACGUGCACUUCAAGGACAUUGCCUUAAUGGACGAACAGGAGAGAGAAGGAUUCAUCAAGAAAAUCGGCAUUUCUGCAGGGAACAGUGAGGAGACCGAUGAUGAAGAGGAGGACGAUGAUCCAGAAAGACACAAGUACAACUGCAAAAAGUGUCAACUUUCAUUUGCAAAGGGUAAGGAGUACCUGAAGCACAUCAUGGAGCAGCACAAGGAGAGAGGAUAUGGCUGCGGCAUCUGUAACCGCCGCUUUGCACUGAAAGCCACAUACAACGCUCACCUGGUCAUCCACAGAGAGCAGCUGCCCGACCCUGCAGUCCAGAAGUACAUCCACCCAUGUGAAAUCUGUGGCCGGAUUUUUAACAGCAUCGGGAACUUGGAAAGACACAAGAUCAUUCACACUGGGGUGAAGAGUCACAGUUGCGACAAAUGCGGGAAAUCAUUCGCCAGGAAAGACAUGCUGAAGGAGCACCUCAGGGUCCACGAUGACAUCAGGGACUUCCUGUGUGCAGAGUGUGGGAAAGGUAUGAAGACCAAACACGCGCUGAGGCACCACAUGAAGCUUCACAAAGGCAUCAAAGAGUACGAGUGCAAGGCAUGUAACCGCAAGUUUGCCCAAAAGGUCAACAUGCUGAAGCACUACAAGAGGCACACAGGUGUGAAGGACUUCAUGUGUGAACUGUGCGGUAAGACGUUCAGUGAGCGGACGACGCUAGAGACGCACAAGCUCAUCCACACAGUGGGCAAGACGUGGACGUGUGCCACCUGUGACAAGAAAUACCUGACCGAGUAUAUGCUGCAGAAGCACGUCCACCUGACGCACGAGAAGGUGGAGGCUCAGUCCUGUCACCUCUGUGGGACCAAGGUGUCCACCCGUGCUUCCAUGAACCGACACUUGCGACGCAAACAUCCUGAGGUGGUGGCUGCAAGAAUGGAUGACUUUGAUGAUCUGCAGGAGACUCCGACCAUCAAUGAUUCAUCCAUCAGCAUCGUGCAGCCGACUCUGCCUCUGGACAAGGACCUCUCUCCUCAAGAAAGGCCGUUACGGGUGUUCAGACACGGCAAGAAGAAGCAGAGAAUAUCCGCUGAGCCCGAGCUUUCGGAGUGCGACGAGUUUGUCGAUUUCCCUGAAACCAGUCACGAACCUAUAGAAUUCAACGCAGUCAUCGUGGGAGAGGAGACCGAGACGAGCUCCGCUGUGCAGAGCAUCCAGCAGGUGGUGGUUCUGACCGACCCCAGCACUCAGUCAACCGCCUCACCCAACAGCUCUGUGGGUCUGACCAACAUCACAGUAACGCCCAUCACCAGCCAAGCCCCUGCCCAGUUCACCAACCUGCAGCCUGUUUCUGUGGGUCACCUGACCGCAGGCGACCGGCCCCUCACCCUGGACAACUCCAUCCUCACGGUGACUUUUGACACGGUCAGCGGCUCCGCCAUGCUCCACAACCGCCCCACUGAGCUGGUCCCAGAGACGGUAGGUCCUGGAGGAGGCGCCGCACAGCAGUCAGUCACGCACUUCAUCAAUCUCACCACUUUGGUCAACCCUUUGAGCCAUCAGCUAGAGGCUCCAACUCUGGCCUGGAGGCCCAUCCCUGCAGCUGAAGGCAGCCAGGUCCAACCCGUGGUGGAUGGUGCCCAGGUGGAGGGUCAGGAGAACCAGAAUCAGGGUCCGGAGUCCGGGCCACCUGUUCAGAGUCAGCAACCUGCUCCACAGCAGCAGAGCAGCUCCACACAGAUGUUCAGCUACUGAGUCCAGACUGGAGGUGCUGGUCACCUCGACCUCACCAACAUUGUUGCGUUGUAGAGUAGAUUUAUUGACUCACCCAGAUGCCUCUACAGCUCCAUGGAAAUCAUUCAAAUUAUUUUUUUUAUGUGAACAAAACAAAGUCUGAAUUGAAGAUGAACUGCCUGAUUCACUGACACUCCUCUGGAAGAUUUCCAUUACAAACCAAAGCAACACGUGGAAUAUUUAAAUGCCUUAUCAGUCAUUUUAGAGUCUUGCAUGUUUAUCAGGAUGAAACUGCUGCUCGGAAAUAAAAUAUAAGUGUACCAACAACACAAGACACACACACACUGUGCAGCGGACAAGUCCGAUAAAGACCCCCGUGCCACUGGGGGCUGUCAUUCUCCUUGAGUCUUUAUUUUUGAAUGCACUAACUGUAGCAAUCAUUGAACUGUCUGGAAAUACUGAACACAUUUUGUACUGUUAUUUUUAAACAAAAUAUACUUCCUGAAAUGUCUCCUGACUUUGUAUUUAAAAAAUAUAUAUUUAUAAAUACAUGAACUUAAUGCAUCAAAGUGGCUGUGCUUUAUUGGCAGUAAGGUUUGUUGAGCAGAAACAAAAUUAACCAAAUUAUUCUGGACUCUGGAUAAUAACCACUCUCCAUAAACUUUAAAAGGAUGUCAUCAACCACCAAUAAAAUAAAAAUCAGGAACAAGGAAACUACAACACCAAAUUAUAUUAAGUUAGUGAUACACACCUACCACUUGUGGGUGAUGAGUGAUCACCAAUUUCUCUGAAUUGCUGUGGUAACUUUUUAUUUACUGCAAAUAAUUAAUUAGUUGUUUGUCAAUCAUACCACGAAAGGCAGAAAAAUGAAACAUUCUGCCAGUAAGUGGCUGUACCGACCGCAUUUCUUAAUCAAAUUGCAUCAUAAAAUGUCACUCCAAUGUAGUACAUGAAUAAAAUAGAUAUCUUUCUAUAGUAAAAAAUGAAAAUAAAGAUAAAGUUUAUAUGUCAACCUUUAAUACAGUUGCUACUAUUAAAUAUGCACACAACUUAAGCAAAGCUAAUUUUGCUGCCGCACAGCGUGAAUAUCUGUCAUGAGGAAACACAUGUAGAGGAAAGGCGGUUGUGCUUUUCUGGCCACUAGGCGGCGAUAUUCUGCAGGAAA